AACAGAAGACACUUUAAAGUUUGUAAUAUAAAUUAAAACAGGAGACACAAGACAUAAAUAAAUCGCUUAAAGGAGAGUUAGAAAAAAUGCGCCGUAUGGGUGAAAAAAGUGAGGAGAGGCUUAUUGAGCUCGAAACUAGAUCACGAAGAAAUAAUGUGAUUUUCAAAGGAUUACGAAACGUGGAAAACAAUAAAUGUGUUGAGAAAGUGAAAGAAUUUUGUUCGGAAGUUUUAGGUAUAACAAGUGAAAUCGAAGUAAAUAGGGCUCAUUUGUUGGGCAGAGGACCUUCAGUAAUCGCGCAUAUACCAAAAGAUGAACAUAUCAAUAAAAUUUUCAAAAAUGUUCGCAAGUUGAAAAAUACAAAUUAUGUGGUCCAUCGGGAUUAUCCAAAGGACAUUCGUGUUAUCCGUGCUAGACUGUUGGCAUUGAAGAAAGCUAUUGAUAGGAUGACAAACGGAAUUGAAACUUAUAUAGGAUUCGAUUUCAUGUUGGUGGAAGAAAUUAAAUUCCAAUGGUCGAAAGAUGGCAACAGGCUGAUGGCUGGUACGGAGGACGGAGCGGAAAAACUGAAGGAGAUGCUGAGGAUGGACUUCACCGAGCAGAUACAAGCAAUUACGAGGGGAGAUCGACGUCGACGACCCGACGCCCAAGUAGCUGGCAACGAGGAUGGCGACUCGCUUCAUAACGAAUGAGGCCGACCCGCGCUCACGGCUCAAU
Messenger RNA from Nilaparvata lugens (brown planthopper), 717 nucleotides. RefSeq lists its product as uncharacterized. Lineage: Eukaryota; Metazoa; Arthropoda; Insecta; Hemiptera; Delphacidae. The transcript has 2 exons. Bases 87 to 692 code for a protein of 201 amino acids. The record is from RefSeq and is a predicted model, not a curated record.